CCAGUUAUUACUGGCCCGUUGGUCCCCGACCACACACCACUGCGCCUCCAAACUCUCAAAGCAAACAAGGAGAGGUUAGAGUGCCGUGCGUCAACAGAGAUGGAUGAGACGAAACCACCUGUUAGGCGCCUUACCAAGAAGAAACCCCCAUCAACCUCGAAUCUCUUUAUCGAUGUACGGAACAACGCCGAGAGAUACCUACGAAGUCAGAAGAGCUCUGCAUCGCUCCAACGUAGUCCAUCUGCCCCAAGCUACCCCAGGUAUCACAUAUCGCCGAGCCACACGCGAACGGCGAGCGCCAACCCAACGUCAUACGCAUCUUCCAAUUCCUCGCUCGAACGACGAAUCUCAGGACCAUCUCCAAUCCUGGCGGGCUCUGAGUCGGUCGUGCCUUCGGGCCAAGGUGGGGGGAAGCGCACGUCGAACCCAACGAGUCCUCUGAAUGAGAAGACUUCUGAUGAGCUCGUCGGCUCCCCGUUCGAUGGCUCUGGGAUCUUGAACCACCUCGAUUCGACAAAAGCUACGGGCUAUCAUACUGCUUUGCGCAGGCCUCCCCCUCCCCCGCUCUCAUAUACAUCUCCUGAACCUCGCCUGGCGCCCCAACCGCCACCUCUCCGGCAAUCUGCGAGUUUCUCGGCCGGCGAUAGAACGAACGAGAAAACACCACCUCGCAUCGCAGACAACCAGGUGAUAAGUCCCAAGCGAUAUUCGGAUGAGAGCAAAGAACCGAAGCAAGGCAUGCUCAAAAAGAAGUCGGGAUUUUCUGGCUUCAUGAAUAGCAUCGGGGUGGGGUCACCUCGGGGAGUCAAAAUAUCAGCGCCUGAGAAUCCGGUUCAUGUUACCCAUGUUGGAUAUGAUAACCAAACUGGGCAAUUCACGGGCCUGCCGAAAGAAUGGCAGCGCAUGAUCAACGACAGUGGGAUUACGAAGAAGGAGCAAGAACAGCAUCCGCAAACCAUCGUAGAUAUCGUUGGUUUCUACAAGGAGAAUACAGACAAGGAAGAGGAUGAAGUGUGGAAGAAGUUCGAACAAGCCAAGGCCCCGGAGAUGCGAUUGGGGAUAUCAAGCCCAGCUCCCGUAUCACCAGCGAUGCUCAACACACCUAAUUAUGCAGGCGUAAGUCCCUUGAUGAGCCCUCCUACAAGCCCCAGAUUCCCUGCAAACCACGAAACAAGCUUCGAAAACCCAAGGUCACCACCUCCGGUUCCAAAGAACCAGGUUCCAAUUACAACCCUACAACCCAAAGACCUGAACAACCUUAUACCAAGCCGCCCGGCCCCGAGGCCUCCAGUAUUCCAAGGGCCUACUCGAGCGGCCCCUCCUGCCCCUGGGAUGGGCAAAGAUUCCGGGAUCGGAAUGCCCCGUCAGAGUGAGGAUUUACCUGCUCUUGCCUACAUACCGCCGCCGUCGCAGCCAGACACCUCUCCCAUGCUUCCAGAAGAACACCGUUCAAGGUCCAAUUCGCGCGCCAACGGUGUAUCUCCCUACGCGUCACCAGCCCAGGUGCAGUCUCCGCAAGGUUCACAUCAGCAGCAAUUUAUGCAACAUCAGGAGGUUACAAUGCAUCAGGUGCAAUCGCCUCAGCGAAAUCCAAGUAAACGACAACCACCACUGCCGACGUCUCCGACACCUCAAGCCCAGGCACCUCGUCCACCAGAUGCUAAUGGAAUUCCACAUCCAACUCAGCAAGCUAGAGCUGCCCCGGGGCCUCGGCCAAGACAUCGGCAGCGGCAGAGCACUAGCAUUGAUAUCGUGGCCAGGCUGAGGCAAAUCUGUUCAGAAGGGGAUCCUCGAGACCUCUACAACAACUUGACAAAGAUUGGGCAAGGAGCUUCUGGGGGUGUUUUUACCGGCUAUGAGAGAGUGACGAAUCGGUUAGUAGCUAUCAAACAGAUGAACCUGGAUCAGCAGCCGAAGAAGGAUCUCAUCAUCAACGAGAUCCUUGUGAUGAAGGACAGCUCCCAUCCGAACAUCGUCAAUUUUAUUGACAGCUUCUUGGUAACUGGAGAGCUUUGGGUGAUAAUGGAAUAUAUGGAGGGCGGCAGUUUGACGGACGUUGUUACGUUCAACAUCAUGUCCGAGGGACAAAUAGCAUCAGUGUGCCGAGAGACGUUGAAAGGAUUGCAACACCUACAUUCGAAGGGUGUCAUCCAUCGAGACAUAAAAUCGGAUAAUAUUUUAUUAUCGAUGGAUGGGAAUAUCAAACUUACCGAUUUCGGUUUCUGUGCCCAGAUCAAUGAGGCUCAUAACAAGCGUACAACUAUGGUUGGGACGCCUUACUGGAUGGCUCCUGAAGUUGUUACACGCAAAGAAUAUGGCCGGAAAGUCGAUAUCUGGUCAUUGGGAAUAAUGGCGAUCGAGAUGAUCGAAGGCGAGCCCCCUUACCUUACCGAGUCACCCCUUCGUGCUCUCUACCUGAUUGCAACGAAUGGCACGCCCGCGAUCAAGGACGAACAUGCACUCAGUCCUGUUUUUAAGGAUUUCCUAUAUUUUGCGUUGAAGGUUGAUCCGGAGAAGAGAGCCAGUGCUCAUGAUUUAUUACGCCACGAUUUUAUGAAACAAUGUACAGAUCUCGGCCAGCUGGCCCCCCUCGUCAAGGCCGCCCGAACUGCCAGAGCGCAAGAGAAGGCUCAGAAAGGAUCAUCAUGAUAUCCAACCUUCCUCCGGGAGAACCAUGCACAAACAAAAGUAGGGUAUGCUUGGGCGGAAAUAUGCGUGAUUACUUGCGGCGUUUUGCGGGGAACUUGGCGCAGAGAUUAUGGUGAACGA
Messenger RNA from Amorphotheca resinae ATCC 22711, 2769 nucleotides. RefSeq lists its product as hypothetical. The record is from RefSeq and is a predicted model, not a curated record. NCBI's taxonomy places the organism in Eukaryota, Fungi, Ascomycota, Leotiomycetes, Helotiales, Amorphothecaceae. Gene Ontology annotation, cellular component: cytoplasm. The coding region runs from base 100 to 2649 and encodes 849 amino acids. Gene Ontology annotation, molecular function: ATP binding; protein serine/threonine kinase activity. The transcript has 4 exons. Gene Ontology annotation, biological process: intracellular signal transduction; protein phosphorylation; regulation of MAPK cascade.